GCACUGUAUUUUUCAAGAGCUUUUAAUUGACCAGGUUUCUUUCUCCUCUCUUCUCUCUUGCUCUACUAUAUACUUGCACAUGUUCAAGCGCGCCGAUGUUUCGUCAAUUCGCUAGGGGAGUCUGUUUCCUAGUUGCUUGACUGUAUUGGAAUUAAAGUGAAUCGGAUCGUUUGAUUAUUUGGCCAAUUGGUUUAGUGCUGCUUUCAACUGUGUAUGGAUUUUUGUGAGUGUCGUAUUAUUCUGCGGUAUUGAGCUUCUUUCCCCCUUUUUUAAUUUCUUGAUUCUCUGUUUCGUGUGAGGAGGAUAAAGGAUUUUGUGAGUGACGUAUUUUGAGGUGAAUUCGUGUUUUGAUGUUUUAGUGAAGCGAGCAGCUGGUAAUCUUGUUGCCCUUGUUCAAUGUGGAAAAUAGAAAAUAUGGAACAUUGUAUUUAUUGUAUAUAUUUUUGACUUGAUGUGGUUUUUAUGUAUAAUACGCUCAUUUCUGAUUUCAAGAUGAAGGGAGUACUUUCUUAUCUUGAUCUUGGAAAUGUAAUAAAAAAUUGUAAUGCGGUCAAAUUUUGGGGAAUUAGUAUACAUAAUGAUUGGUUUUAAAAUUUCUCUGAUCAUUUGUAAUUGAAUAUGUUUUGUGAGUGGUUGUUGGAGGCUGAGUUACUCUCACGUUUGCUGUUGUUUUAGUCUGAUGAGAUGUUUAGUGUUGCACGUUUUUGCAAAAGUGAUGGUAAAACUGCAGAAGAGUUUCAUAGAUGUUCGUCAUUUGUUCGUAUUGUGUGCAUUAUUACUGUUGAAAUCUUUUGAUAUCUUCAUGGAUGAUGUUCCCAUGUGACAAUGUUAGAGCUACUGUAAAGCAGGCACAAAGUAGACUGAAUUGAAUAUAUUGAGGCAGAUGACAAAUGUUUUAGUUUUUGUACUUGAUGCAUCAUGUUUAAGGGAACUUAAUUUUUUAGUCUCCAGAACUCAUGGUGGAAGAGAGUUCAAAGCAAGAUACACUUAUGAAGGAGGAGAUUCAGUUGUAUACCAACUGGGACGAUGUCAUGUGUCCCAUAUGCUUGGACUUUCCUCACAAUGCUGUUCUUCUCCAAUGCGCAUCAUAUGAAAAAGGAUGUCAUUCCUUUGUGUGUGACACGGAUCAUUUGCAUUCCAAUUGUCUGCAACGCUUCAAACAAGCAAAUGGAAUGUCACCAGAAGGCAAAUCCCCAAGCACUGCUGAAAGUAUACAGUGUGUGGGUUCAGAAUCCGAGAGCAAACCAGCAUGCCCCUUGUGCAGAGGAGAAGUCACUGGAUGGGUAGUGGUCAAUAAGGCUCGUAAUUAUCUGGAUGAGAAGAAACGUUGCUGUGAAGAGGAAAACUGUCAAUUUGCAGGUACUUAUUCUGAGCUCCGAAAGCAUGCACAGGUGGAACAUCCUCAUGCUUGCCCUUCAAAAAUAGAUCCUGCACGCCAGCUUGAUUGGGACAAUUUCCAGCAGUCCGCUGAGAUCAUAGAUGUAUUAAGUACUAUUCAUUCAGAAGUUCCACGUGGAGUGGUUUUGGGUGAUUAUGUUAUCGAGUAUGGAGAUGAUCACUCUGGAGAUGAUUAUGAUGACUUCCCUGGGGAUGAGGGAAACUGGUGGACAUCCUGUAUUCUGUAUCAAGUUUUUGAUAACUUUAGGGCAUCUAGAAACCGAAGAAGAUCAAGAGUCAGUGAUUCAAGAAGAGGAAACCACCGUUUGAGUUUUGAUACUUCAAACUCUGAUGAGGGUUCUGUGUCGUCUGCGGAAUAUGCAGAUUACAGAGCUGAUGAGACUGAUGAUGAAUAUAUGAGUGCAAGGGCAUUAUCCAGAAGAAGAGUUGCAGAACAUAGCUCUAGAAGGCGUCGCUCCCGCUUCUUUGACAACUAGGGGAUCCUAUUUUCAAAUUGGAAGUUAUCACAUCUGAUUUCCUUGGCAAUGACAUACAACUAUUCUCAUUUUGCUGUUCAUGCGUUGUACUCCAUUUGUUAUUAUGCACUCUUGAUGAUCUCUUCUAGUAAUUAUGCAACAGAAUAGUGUUCAUCAUAGGUGUGGAAUGGAGAAAUCGAAAAGUUUACAGAUCUCUGUUGGGCUGUUGACAAACAAUGGAUGAUGCCAAAAUCAUACUGGCAGUGCUGGUGGUGCAAAGUUCUCAGUUUAACAGAUUGAUGUUCCUCUUAGGUCACUUGUUUGUCAUACUUGGAUUGCAGGAGUGUCUGGUUUUAAAACUUUAACGCGCUCCGCUUUCUUAUAAUUGUUUAAUUUUACCCCCUUGUUAAUGUUUCUUGGCAGACUUCCUUAGCUUCUUAGAUGACUAUAUGUCUGAAUUCAACUACUGCUGGAAUUUGUCUGUCAAUGGAAACAAUGUUCAUAAAUGUAUCAUUUCAUUUUAUUUCAUUAUAA
Salvia splendens (bonfire salvia) is the source of this 2387-nucleotide messenger RNA. RefSeq lists its product as uncharacterized. Bases 957 to 1874 code for a protein of 305 amino acids. The record is from RefSeq and is a predicted model, not a curated record. NCBI's taxonomy places the organism in Eukaryota, Viridiplantae, Streptophyta, Magnoliopsida, Lamiales, Lamiaceae. The transcript has 3 exons.